AAGCUUUCUUUAACUCAAAAAAUGGAGGGUAAAAGAACACAAGGACAAGGCUACUUGAAAAAAAAGUCUUACCGUGUGGAAGAAGAAAUGGAGAAUGAUACGGAUGGAGAAGAGGAAGUUGGUAGGGAAGAAGAGAAGAGGAAAGGAGUGAUGGAUAGAGUUAGAGGGUCUAGUGGCAACAUCGAUCGUGGUGGCUCAUCGCGGCUUUGCCAAGUAGAUAGAUGCACAGCUGAUAUGAAAGAGGCAAAACUGUAUCACCGGAGACACAAAGUGUGUGAAGUUCAUGCAAAGGCAUCUUCUGUCUUUCUCUCAGGACUUAACCAACGCUUUUGUCAACAAUGCAGCAGGUUUCAUGAGAUCCAAGAGUUUGAUGAAGCAAAAAGAAGUUGUCGUAGGCGCUUAGCUGGACACAAUGAAAGAAGAAGGAAGAGCUCUGGUGAGAGUAGUUUUGGAGAAGGAUCAGGUCGGAGAGGAAUCACUGGUCAGGUGAUCCAGAAUCAAGAAAGAUCAAGGGUAGAGAUGACACUUCCUAUGCCAAACUCAUCAUUCAAGCGACCACAGAUUAGAUAGAGAAGCUAUACGAGCAAGGAGUGUGACUUAUCCAAAAGCACAGGGGACUACUAAGUACUAACCGAAAGCCACGAGAACCACAAAUGAGAUACUUUGCUGAAGAUUUCAUAUCUUUUAUACACCGUCAAUCCAGUUGACGGAUUCUUGGUUUGACGUUAGUAGAAUACAAGAUUUGAAUAAUC
Messenger RNA from Arabidopsis arenosa, 752 nucleotides. Lineage: Eukaryota; Viridiplantae; Streptophyta; Magnoliopsida; Brassicales; Brassicaceae. The record is from the annotation of a GenBank genome assembly.